AUGAACUCCACGUGUCUUCAUGCGCCAUCAAGCCGCAUGAACUUUCUGCCCAAGCCAAGGCCAGUCUCAGCCUGCCUUUCCCAAUCGUAUACCCAUUCCCUUAAGUACCCCCACACGAACAAGCAGAUGCGCAUUCCGCACCCAAGCCGUCCUCUAUUCUCUGUAGCCCAACGUUAUCUCUCCACCUUCACCUUCACCUUCUUCUCUCUAAAUCCUCUCUCUCAAUCCUCUCUCCGAACCCUAGCUUCAACCAUGGCCUCAGAGAACUUCUCAUCCGACGCCACCUCUGAUGUCGUCGCCGAUGAAGUCAAGUUCGGGUUCCAGAGAUCCGAAAUGUACAGUAGCAACCUCGCCGGCACUGUUGAUCCCUACGACCGCCACGUGUUCCUCUCCUACAAGUCUUACGAUUCUUGGCCUCCUCGUGUCGAAAACUCUGAUACCGAUCUCCUUCCCAAGCUUCUCUCUGAUGCUCUUAAAUCUCGCAAGAACGACAUCAACGUCAAGACUCGUUUGACGAUAUGUGAGGGACGUGAUGGGAGCGGAUUAUCGGAUGGAGAUGUAUUGAUUUUCCCUGAAAUGAUCAAAUACAGGGGUCUGAAGGAGUCCGAUGUGGAUGGAUUUGUUGAUGAUGUGCUUGUGAAUGGCAAACCGUGGGCUUCUGGAGUGCAGGAGGUGUUGAUUGGUUCACAUGUUUUUGUGUGUGCUCACAAUAAGCGAGACCGACGAUGUGGUGUUUGUGGACCUGUUCUAAUUGAGAAGUUUAAAGAGGAGAUGGAAUUAAAGGGACUGGAGGAUGAGGUGUUUGUGACUGCUUGCUCUCAUGUUGGGGGUCACAAGUAUGCAGGGAAUGUGAUAAUUUUCAGUCCAGACUCAGAAGGGAAAAUUUCUGGGCAUUGGUAUGGUUAUGUCACCCCGGAUGAUGUACCAGAUUUGCUUGAUCAGCAUAUUGGGAAGGGAGAGGUCAUUGAACGACUUUGGAGGGGCCAAAUGGGUGGACGUGCUGAGGAAGCUGACAAGUUGGAUGAACAUAAGCUUCCAAAUGGAGAAGCUCUGGAGCAUAGCGAGACACCUCAAGAAAAUGGCAGUGAGGAGAAAAGGGAAAGUGUGGCAAACUGUUGCCAAGGUGGUACUGGAUUCUCAUGUUGCAGAGAUGAAAGUUUGGAAGAAAAACAGGGAAAGAAUGGGCCGGUAAGACUCACGACCUGGGUAGGAAAAUGGGAGCAACGUGAAGUUCUUACAGCUGCUGCUGUGGUUGGAGCCGUGGCUACUGUUGCGGUGGCUUAUAGCUUUUAUAGAAGGUCCAAGUGA
Molecule: messenger RNA, 1308 nt
Organism: Ilex paraguariensis (yerba mate)
Lineage: Eukaryota; Viridiplantae; Streptophyta; Magnoliopsida; Aquifoliales; Aquifoliaceae
Source: the annotation of a GenBank genome assembly